AUGCAGGACGAAAGCGGCAAAGCAGCUCUAGGGAGCCCCGCAAACACAGCGCAGGUGGCAUCGGAGGUUUGUUAUUCAGGUUUACUACAUUUCACAAAUUACUUCACUUUGUUUGGGUUUGAAACAAAGUAGACCCCCAAGUGAGACUUCUACACGAGUAAUUAAUUUCACUUUUUCCUGCUCCCGGAGGUGGUAAGUCAGGUAAAAUGUCUUUGGAUGAGGCGGUCUAACCUGUUCGUCUACAUUACUCCCUCCCACCUCGGAGGCUUCAGCUAAACACAUAUAUAUUUAUACAUAGGAGAUAAAAGCCUGAACUCCGUGCACUAGCUCAACAGAUGUGUUUGCUUAGACUUUUCUCAAGUUUUACAGACAGGACAUAAUGUUACAAGGCUGCUGUCUGCUGGUUCAAUGAGGUGAAAUUCACCUUUUCAACACAAUGACGGGCUGACGGAGGCUCUGUGAUUGGAGUUUUUCCGGUGUAGCUUUAGUUGAUAAUGCUGACUAGACUCACAAAACCACAUUUUAUCAGCAAGCUUUAUUUAUUCACUGUGGUUUCAGUGUCAGAAAGUUAAGAUCCUCAGUGUAAGGAUCACUUAAUAAUCGAUCAUUGCAAAGUAAUGCUUGAGAAUUUACAAUUACCUGAAUUUUUGCAGUUAUUUUAUAAUAUAAAUGCUAACAUAAGGUUUUAAUAUUUUGUUUAUUUACUCUUUAAUAGUUAUAUAAAGAUUCCUAUCUAAUUUUAUGUUGCUGUUAAAAAACCCUCUUUCAAAUGGUCUUAAGAUGAUGGUGAAAAAGCUGUUGUCGUUGUCAAAGUUUAAUGAAAUUCACUCAUUCAUUCAGGUUCACUCUCAGCAUAGCCAUUGAUUUAACUUAAUCCUCUGUUAAGUUAUCAUGUCAGCACAGAUACACAAGCUUCCUUAACUUCCUGAAUCAUGUUAGGCCUAUCCUUUGUUUACAUGUUCAACCAUAUUCAUAAUGCUGUGUCACAAUGCAUGAGAAACAUGGGGAUUUAAAAAACAGUACUUUGCAUAAUCACCACUUUAAUUGACUGAAUUGGUGUCAUUGGAUUAAGCGAUUAAUAUUUAUUCAUCUUUAGAAACAUAAUAAUAGUUAAAGCUCAUAAAGCAUAAGCUAAGCUGUAACUUCCUCACUGUAACCGGCCCUGAAAAAUGGUUCCUCUGUCGUGCAGAGAGGAAGAGGACAAAUGGUUAACUCGGUGGUUUUAACACCUCAUGCAUGAAACAUACAGACAGACUGAGUGAACACAUAUCACAGUAUGUAAGACAGCUUAAAUAAGUCUGAGCUGAAGCUGUUUGGUAUUUUGACUUGAUUCAAUAGUGGUGAUAAUCUAUCUUUUCUUCUCUGCAGGUCUUUAUAAUGCACACUUCUUUUUCAUGAGAACUUAAUAGAAAGUGGAUUGUUACUGCACUAAUCUAACAAUUUAUUCAUUUUUCUAUUAUCAGAACUCGUUACAUCUGAAUGGGCACACUGUAACUCAGAAUGGACACAGCCCAACACCUCCAGCUGAUUCCCGACCCUGCAGUCCUACACCUACACCCACUCCCACCCCGAUUAUCCCACGUGAACAGUGGGGAGGGAAGUAUGAGUUUCUGCUGUCCUGUAUCGGGUACUGUGUGGGCCUGGGGAACGUGUGGCGGUUCCCAUACCUCUGUUACCGUAAUGGAGGAGGUGAGGAGUCUAUACGCUUCCCUGAUCUCACUUUUCUUUGAUGUCUCAGAUAUUUCAAAUGCCAGGAUGUAUGUCUGUAAUGAUUUGUUACACCCAUCUGGGCAAGAGGCACUCUCUGCCCUGCCCUUGGGUGUGCACCAUUCAUCUAAUCAGGCUGGCUUAUUCUGCACACUCAGGCAGCAGCUCUCCAAACUGGGGGCUAAAACACCAAACGUUAACUAAUCCUUGGAGUACAGACAGCAUAUUCCUUGAUUACACAUCAGACUUGAGGUCAUUUUUGAACCCAGUGUAUACCUUUGCCCAAAAUUUAACAUGUUGCAGCCUGACCGACACUAAAGCAGAAUCACAUCUGUCUGCAAAGCUGCCACCUACACAUAGCUUAUAAGCUAACCUGCCUCAACAAGAUAUCCACUUAAGCUGCACAAAACACUGCAGAUUAUCACACUUAAUGCAACUUCUCCUCAAGUGGGUAUUUCUCGUCUUCUUCACAGGAGUGUUCCUCAUCCCUUACUUCAUCAUGCUCUUCUUUACUGGCGUCCCACUCUUCCUCAUGGAGCUGAGUUUAGGCCAGUAUGGAGCAGCUGGCCCCAUCACUGUGUGGAAGUGCUGCCCUUUGCUCAAAGGUAAUGUGCACCUGCAUUGUGCUUGUCAGCCUAGCCAAUAAUAACACACUUUCAUACACUGUUAUUCAAGGACACAACCUUUAAAAGCGUUUGAGGUAUUAUGUCAGACUCAAAGUGGAUUGAUGUUUAACUGUAAUUAGCUUGACAGCUUCAAAUAGUAUAGAAAUAUCCGAUCACAGCUUUAUGCUAGUUCUCCAUUCAUCUAAGGAAUCCAGUUGUGAAAUUAGUAAGCAAGAUCUCAGGCUGAUGACAGAAUACCUUUGUCACCAGUCAUUCAGCGUCACUGUCUAGGAAAGUAACGGGCUCAUUCACAUCAAUUUGUCACCACAAUAGUUUACAUCAUGUGGCUAACCCUAAAUGUUCCUUGGAGCUCUGCAGCUUAACGGCUGCACUUAAACAUCCAAUGAGGAAACCUCUAGGAACUGUCUGAGAGCCACAAAUAGAACUUGAAAAACAGGUUUUAUCAAAGGUAAAUUUAUUUUAAGCUGGCUGAGUCACAAGUGCAUUUUGAAGAAGUUCCUUCGAUUAUUACAAAAGGACAUGAAGAGUUGAGUUACCAGGAAGAACAUUUAGUACUUUGAACAUUGUGUUUUAAAGAUACUGCACUGUGAAUUCUUCAUCAAAUCACAUAGAUAAAUAGAUCCACCACCUCUUAUAUUAUGGGGCUUCAGGCUACCUCUUUAAAUUGCUGAUACUCAUACAAUAUCUUUGCAUUACAGUAUAUCUGUAUUUUUCUAUUUUUAAUACUACUGUCUCUCUUCGUCUAGGUAUCGGUAUUGGGAUGCUCUGUGUGUCCACUCUGGUCUGUCUGUACUACAACGUCAUCAUAGCAUGGACGUUUUAUUACCUGGGCAGCUCAUUCCAGAGCCCCCUUCCCUGGUCCUGUGAUGCUAUAGCCAAUGCAGCUCUGUGUGGUAAUGGUACCUCUGGCAAUAGCUCCAGCAACAGACUCAGCCCCACAGAGAUCUUCUGGAAGUAAGUGUAAAUUUGCAAAUUCAUAGACCCCUUUCAUUUACACCUACUACUUUUAAAAAUCAAGUCUGUGUUGUAGCUUUACAUGUAGAUAUAUGUUUUACAUUAUAACUUCUACAUUAAACUUUGCAAGUAUAAUUCUUAUGAUGUCUUAACAACAGUUUUUCAGCAUCAUGGUGGUAAAACUUCGCAAUCAAAACACCAAACUUGCUCAACAGAUCUCUGAAAUUUCCCAUGAAAGUUUGUAAGGUGUUGUUGAUGUGUUGAAAAAGUUGGCAUAUUCAGCCACAACAACUUGAUAACAGCAUUUGCUAGCUUUAAAUAAAAGUAUGAGUUUACUGAUAUACAGCAAACACACCAUAGGCCUCAGAGUGAGGAAGGCUACAGCAUGUAGGUCAGACCGUUUGUUGACCCGAUCACAGAGCCUUCCCUCAAUGAGUCACGGCAGGCAUUCAGGGGCACAGAGAGAGGCCACUAUUGAACUAUGCCUCCUCCUUUCAUGAGAGGCUUCCAUCCAAACUGCUGCUUUAUAGUGGACCCAACACUUUAAACACUAUUUACUCCUAAUUCAAACUUUUUGCAACAUUUGAUACGUUUUUAACUGACGUGUGAAGGUGCAACAGCUUGCCAAACUUAAGAAACAGAAAUUACUCUUUGACAUACAGUACCUGAUAAAAUUUCUUGCAAAAUAGAUGAGGCAGUUUUGAGCAGUAGUGACUUUAGACAUCGAGGCAAAAUAUUGAAAUGCAAUAACAAAACCUUGAAAAUGCAUAAAUUAAAUUUAUCUUAUGUUUUUACUUAUCUAAGCAGUGUGACCAUGUGUUAAACCUCCUUCAGUAGUAGUCAUGAUUUGUUUUAUACAUUGCAAAGGCUGACAGUACCUUGCUAGUGCAGUCUUUGCACUGAACAUGUAAUUGGAUAUAGGCUCUACCUAAAUGGUGCUGGAAUUACCCUUGUCCCUUUAAGCACUCAGGAAAAAUACCACUAUAUAUGGCUCUAUUGCUCCAAACCAACUCUUAAUGACACAAAGCAAUAAGGAAUAAUGUUUGCAUAGUGGUUUUUCAGACAAAACCCUUCAAAAUUAAAUAAAUACUUCAGCCCAACUUCAUUCAUAAUGGGCGGUAGGUGUGGUAAGAUAAGAAUUGGGCAAUUUCACAUGUUUGUGUCCAACAUGUGUCUUGUAGUGAGCGUGUCCUGGGUGUAGUACACAGUGAGGGUCUCCACGAUCCCGGUCCUGUCCGGUGGCCCCUGGCUCUGUGCCUGCUGGCUGCCUGGAUCGUCAUUUUCCUGUGUAUGCUCAAGGGCAUCCGCAGCUCUGGCAAGGUGAGUCAACACACAAUGUUAUAAUUGUUAGCUCCUACUACACAGACGCGCAGUAUCCUGGUAUCCUUCUUUCAUGUCUUGUUGACGUAAUGCUCGUCUGCACUGUGUUUUGGUUUUAGGUGGUUUAUGUAACAGCUACCUUCCCGUACUUUGUGCUCAUUGUUUUGAUCAUCAGAGGUGCCACACUGGAAGGAUCUCUGCAGGGCGUUGCUUUCUACCUCACACCAGACUGGAGCCGAUUGGCUAAUGCACAGGUAUGUCAGACAGUAGAUACAUAGCACUUUAAUGCUGUCUUAUUCAUGAGAUGUUUUCAAAGUUUUUAUUUUAUUUUAUGAUGAUAUUCACUUAAGUUUAAUCAUAACAAAAAUUGUCAUCAUUGUACCAAAGCUGGCCUGCUAUGCUGCACCCUAGUGCUAUGUUUAUUCGACCUAUUCAAAUGAUUUCCUGGUACAGUCAAGAGCACAUGGCACAAAGUGUAUUAGGGUGUGUGUAGCUUAUUAGAGGCACAAACCUAUUAGUCAACAUCAACUUAUCUUGAUUAUAAACCACCUUGAAUAAAUACUCAGCAACUCCAGUAAAGAAGAGAUCCUUAGUUUUGAUACUUGACUGAACAAAUCAAGGAAGUAUUUUGACGUUUCAGUGUUUAAAUCAUAUUUCUGAUACAUUUCAGGUUUGGAACGAUGCAGCCUCACAGAUCUUUUACUCUUUAGGUAUAGGCGUAGGUGGUCUGCUCUCUAUGGCCUCUUACAACAAAUUUGACAAUAACGUCAUCAGGUGAGUUCAGUUUGUGCUGUUUAUUUUCACUCCUCUGUCGUUGCAGCCUUGAUGGAUUCAGACUUUUAAUCCCCGCUCUUUUUGUUUCAGGGACACUUUGAUAAUCACCACAGGAAACUGCAGCACCAGCUUCUUUGCCGGAUUUGCUAUUUUCUCAAUCUUGGGUCACAUGGCAUGGAGGAAGGGGGUGCCUGUAGGAGAGGUGGCUGAUACAGGUUAGUCCUUUGAUCCACAAUCAUUUCUUCUCUUGAAGCAUUUUAAUGUCCUCAUAUUUUUAUCUGGAUACAACUGACAUAUUUGUUCGCACCUGCUUUGAACUGAGGUUAUUUCACCUAAAUGUGAUUUCUAUUUUGCUUCACUGAUCUUCAUGUAUUCACUACAGGUCCUGGGUUGGCCUUUGUUGCUUACCCAGAAGCCCUUGCUCUGCUGCCAGGCUCUGUGUUUUGGUCCAUUAUGUUCUUCCUCAUGCUUUUCAUGCUGGGGAUUGACACAUUAGUAAGGCAACACACAACUCAAAUACUUGAGCAGAUAUAAAGAUAUGCAAGUCGAUAUGUUACAUAACUACUACCUACUGUACUUUGCAGUUUGGCAACAUGGAGGGCAUCACUACAGCUGUGCUGGACGAGUUCCCACAGCUCAGAGGAAACACAUUACACAAGUCCCUGUUCCUGGGCGCUCUGUGUUUUUGUUUCUACCUGAUGGGUCUGCUGUUAGUGACCGAUGUGAGUGUGUUCUCAAUGAGCUGCAGUAGGUGAUCAUUUCAGCUGCGUUUGCUUCUUAUCUGUGAUCCUUCUCACGUUACCCCAUGCUGUGUGUGUUCAUAGGGUGGAAUUUACUGGUUCACUCUCAUUGACUCCUUCAGCACUAGUUUCGGCCUCAUCAUCAUCACCCUCUUCAUGUGCAUUGGCAUCUCCUUCUUCUAUGGUGAACCAUUUCAUACCCCUAACCACUGCAUCAAACUCCUCUAACACUUUCCCCAAGCACCCAGAAAAUGUGAUUUUUAUAAGUUAGAAAAACAGAUACACUAGCAUUGCUGUGAAGCCUACAAAUUAAACACAGUUUUUGUUUCUACAACUGCACUCAUAUCAAAAUUACUCAUUUUUUCAGCUGCAAGUCAUUUGUUGUCCAGCUUUUACCAUUUUAGAUUCUCCUUCCUGCCAUACUGUCAGUGUUGUCUUGAUGAUGUCUUUUUGGCUCCUGGUUUUCUAAUACAAACCUCAACAUGCUAAUUUCUCUCAGGAGUGAACCAGUUCUGUCAGGACAUCCUUGAUAUGAUCUGCCACUGCCCUCCCUGGUGCAGCAAAGUUCUGCUUUACUUCAAAGCAUGCUGGGUUGUUAUCACUCCAUUUCUGCUGCUGGUGAGUUCACACAUGUAUAUAGACACAGAUGUUUGUUUUUAGUGCAAUGCAGGGGUGCAAGUGGAGCCGAGAAGCAUUGGGCAUAAUAUGACAAAUGCCCUUCAGAAUUUUGACUACCACAAAUGUAGCUUGCUUAUCGUGUUUGAUAUCUUUCCUAAAAUCUGAAUGCACUGUAGUUAAUCACUUUUCUGCUGGAAGGUUCUAAAUUGUUUACUUGUGUGUCCUUUCUUUUUGAGUAAGAAGUAAUAGGUUGAGUGCAAUAGUGUGCAGUGCUGAGAAGUGUGAAAGAAUUCACUAUUGCUGACAACAAUGACAGUGGUAAAAAAACCCUCAAGGGUAUUGGUUUUUAACUGGGUGGUUUACAGGAAGGUUAAUGCAGGAGUCAUGUGCUUAUCUCCAGUUCCUUCUUUUGUUCCUAUCUACUCUUAUUUCGUUUCAUUUAGCAGAAGUUUGGGAUAUUGUGACAAACUUUUUAUUUUGGGCAAAUGUUGCGUGUGUGCAUUAUCUCAUAAUUGCUGGAUUUAACAGUUUAUACAACCUUGCAAAUAUGCAACUUUGUUAUAAAGGAUGAGACAAACAAAAGAGCAACUUCAAACUGCAAUAUAUUGGAACAUAAACCUGAGGUGAUUUAGUUCUUCAAACCUCUUUACCAAUUAAAUCCAAAAUGAACUACCUAAAGAUGGAAAAAUCCCUACCUUUUUUUGUUCUGGGUGAAAAAGGAACACUAUUUUCCUGCUGAUAGCCAAAAAUGAAUGAUGGUCAGACGCAAGGUAGCCUACAAGCUGGACUGUUUUGCUGGGCUAGCAUAACAUCUUUACUGUUUGUCUGUAUCAGUUACACAAUUCAUGUUACAUCACUCCCUAUCUGUGCUGCUACUGUCACCUGAAGCACACUCACCCUUUGGGAUGAUUUAUACAGAAAUAGCAACUUGAUGCGACCUUUUACCAUAAUAGAUGUUUCACUUGCAGUCAAAUGGUAAUUUGAUAAGAGCUUCGGCACAGUGCAGCCGUAUUAUCCCAUUAGAUGACCAAACUAAGGAACAAUUUAAAAACUCAGCUCCAAAUCAUUGUCAAAUAUUCAUCAAGAAAACUAAACUAACAUUACAACUUUGAAAUGAAGCCACAGAAAUCUACUUAACCACUGUUAUGAAUAAUUGAGGAGGAGAAACUGACAUUCAAUCUGAGUACCCCCUGUAAGCAUUUCUCUGCUGACCUUCUCACUCACUUGUCUUCUGUUGCCUUUGUGGCUUUGUAUUUUGUUCCUGCACUUAACUCUGCAUGUCUAUUCUUACGGUUGUAGUUCAUCCUGACCUACAUCUUCAUUGAGAUGUACAACACGCCACUCCACUAUGGGUCCUACGUGUAUCCACGGUGGGGUAAAGCACUGGGCGUGUGCAUAGGAGCGACCUGCUGUCUGCAGAUCCUCAUCUGGGCCAUCGUGGCCAUCAGCAAAGAAACUGGAACACUGAAGGAAGUGAGUGUCACUGGUUUGUUAUUCUGUCACUGUGGGGUCUGGUUACGCUACAUCCGCACUAACACUAGGCUACAACUCAAACUGACUGGCACUUUUGGACCUGAUUGAACACCACUUUUAUGGCUUCUCUAAGAGAGUUUAUGACACUCAUAAUAUUUUUUAUUUCCAGCGUUUCCAGAAAUCGAUUCGUCCUCUUAAUUCUUGGCGGGUGAACACUUUGAGCAGCGCGGCAGGAGUGGAGGGGCCUGAGACGGUGGAUGCACCGUUCACUGUCACACUCACAGAUAUGGACUUUACUGCGAUGAGGUGGGAUGUAGGAAGCCAGGCGUGA
Xyrichtys novacula (pearly razorfish) is the source of this 8543-nucleotide messenger RNA. The record is from the annotation of a GenBank genome assembly. NCBI's taxonomy places the organism in Eukaryota, Metazoa, Chordata, Actinopteri, Labriformes, Labridae.